Molecule: messenger RNA, 1957 nt
Organism: Varanus komodoensis (Komodo dragon)
Lineage: Eukaryota; Metazoa; Chordata; Lepidosauria; Squamata; Varanidae
Gene: TMEM230
Product: transmembrane protein 230
Exons: 5
Coding region: 121-480 (119 amino acids)
Biological process (GO): synaptic vesicle transport
Cellular component (GO): synaptic vesicle; endomembrane system
Source: RefSeq, a predicted model, not a curated record
GAGGGAGAGCUUCCGGUGCGGGCCUCCUGCGGCGGGCGGUGGCGCGGCGGGCCUGCAGGGGGCUGACCUGGUGCAACAGCCUGAUGAGGUGGUAGGUACUGACACCUCUUGUCGCUUAAGAUGCCAUCACGAACGAAUUUAGCAGCUUCGGUCCCCAACAGCAAAGUGAAGUAUUCCAAGCUUGCUAGCACAGAUGAAGGCUAUAUUGACCUGCAGUUCAAGAAGAGCCCUCCCAAGAUCCCCUACAAGGCCAUUGCGCUGGCCACCGUGCUCUUCCUGAUCGGCACCCUCCUCAUCAUCAUCGGCGCCCUUCUCCUCGCUGGAUACAUCAGCCAAGGAGGCACAGAUCGCGCCAUCCCUGUCUUGAUCAUCGGAAUCCUGGUUUUCCUGCCAGGCUUCUACCACUUGCGCAUUGCUUACUUUGCUUCCAAAGGCUACAGGGGCUAUUCCUAUGACGACAUCCCUGAUUUCGAUGACUAGUGGGCUGAAGACGUGGAUCCCCCCUGAGGCGCCCCGCACAGUGGGGGCUUGGCCACCCCGGGAGCGCAGGCCAGGCCGCGACCCCGAGCAUUGGGCAGCCCCGGGAGGGAUGAGGCCACUCGCCGCCAGCGGGGCCUGCAGGGUUUCUCUCUCUCUUCCUCUGGCUAAUCAGAGACUGCUGCCGCAUCAGGUGAGGCAGAUCGGGUGAGCGACUUUAGGAGAGACACUUCUCCUUUCAGAAGGGAAGUUUUCUGCCCAUCAUGCGCCAGCUUGCGUAAGAAAAAGAAAGUCCCAUUUUAAAACCUCUUGACUUUUUCCGUUUUCACCCACAAGGUAGAUGUUUGGAAGAAGUGACGAAUGAUUUUAAAAAAAUCAGGCAAAUGGCCAAAGGUCUAACAAUUUAACGUACUGGGCCAUUGGCUGGAAGUUAUGAAAAACUAGGCUGGCUUGUAAUGCCUUCUGCAACAGAAAUGUAAGGAGGACUGUUUCCGAUUCUCCCCAAAACUUCGUUUUCACACAGAAGGUGGGAUGUUAAGACUUAAGUUUCUGUAAGGAGAGCAGAUCUUCCGCAGUUGUGGAGCCUGCAAGCGCUGUGGUUGCAGCUCGGCACUCAGCGGCCCGAUCCGGGUCCAGCAGAAGGCGAUGCAGCAUGAGUGUGCAUCAUGUCCUGCGAACUGGCUCAGGGCCAAUCCCACCAACUAUCACACGUGGAACGUUGACAACACCGAAGCGCUUGGGCAUCCACAAAAUGCCAUCCCUGUCAACUCAGCCCAGUUCAUGCGGACACACAACUGUCCGCUCCCCAUCUCCCAAGCAAGGAAGCCCACAGCAUUAGAAGCAAAAGGCGAAGGUCUCACCGGGUCACUGUCCUCUUCCCUGUAAAACAAAACAGGAGAAGCAACAUCCAUAUACCUGCAUCCCACAGCCAAAGAGAAGUCAGUGGGUGGGUGAUCCAAAGCCUACUGAAGGGGCAACGCGUCCUUCUGGCUCACCUGAAACAGGCCAGAUCAGGUUCGGCUCCUGCUGAAGGCCUCUUCCAAAGGUGAGAGUGCAGGCCAGUUCGUGCUCACCGGCGGCCUGGCGAAGGUUUAGCAGUGUUUUCCGCGUCUCGCAGACCAGUCUCAAGGAGGCCCCCCCACCCAGGCUGUGUGGACGCCGUGGCGCCUCCCCGAACGUCGACCUCGCCUGCCCCAGCCCGGUGCCCUCGGAGGUGUUGGGCUGAAGCUUCCAGCAUUUCCAGCUGUCCUGGGGGCGAAAUCCUGGGAUUGGCAGCUCAGCACAUCUGGAGGGCAUCAGCUCAGGGAGGGUCGACACACAGGCGAUUUCUCCACCCACGAGAGCUGUGUUUAAGCUACAUUCAUUUCUGAAUCACAGGCUACAUUUACUUCUGUAAAUGGGCAUAAAUAUGCAAAGAGAAAUUAAUCUGCCAUUGCAGGACGUGUAUUUAAUGUGAAUAAAGAGCAUAUGCUAGUCUGUU